This is a messenger RNA of Quercus robur (English oak), 2440 nucleotides long. RefSeq names its product probable methyltransferase PMT18. Gene Ontology annotation, cellular component: trans-Golgi network; endosome; cytoplasm. Gene Ontology annotation, molecular function: methyltransferase activity. The record is from RefSeq and is a predicted model, not a curated record. Bases 382 to 2274 code for a protein of 630 amino acids. NCBI's taxonomy places the organism in Eukaryota, Viridiplantae, Streptophyta, Magnoliopsida, Fagales, Fagaceae. The transcript has 6 exons.
GUAUUUGCACCUUCCCUUCUCUUUUUUGUGACCCACCAUUCAUUAUUCUAAUUCUAAACUCUUGGCCUCUAUAUUUUUUUUUUCUCUCUACCUUCCCCCUGUGUCCCAGGCUACAUUCAUGUGUCAUUCUCGUCCUCCGAAUUUUGUCAUGUACGUAUAAUGUGUGUAUAUUUAUUUGUAAUUAAUUCUAUUUCCAACCAGUACUACAAAUCAAAAGAAAAAGGAGAAAAAAAAGACUCGAAUACCAAGGAGCUCUAUGUUCACUUGCCAGUAAAUACUUUUUUUUUUUUUUGGAGAAGUGCCAGUAAAUACUUUUCGUUGGGAGAAGAAUCUCUGUGUCUUAGCUGAAUUUAAUAUCAAAUAUCACCUUCAGAAGUAGGAAUGGCUAAGGAGUACAGUGGAUCCCCAAAGCAUCACCAGCUGGAAGCAAAGAGGAAGCGGCUCUCUUGGAUCCUAGGGGUUAGUGGGCUUUGCAUUUUGUCUUACAUUUUUGGGGCUUGGCAGAAUACUCCUGCUCCCACCAAUCGAUCUGAGGCCUACAAUAGAGUCGGUUGUGAUGUACCUCCAGCAGGGAAUGGUGUACCCUUAUCAUCAUCAUCAUCACCUUCAUCAAAUACAUUGGACUUUCAAAGCCAUCAUCAAGUUGAGAUCAACAACUCUGGUGGAGUCCAGAAGUUCCCACCUUGUGAUAUGUCCUAUAGUGAAUACACUCCUUGCCAAGAUCCUGUAAGGGGAAGGAAAUUUGAUCGCACCAUGUUGAAAUACAGAGAGCGGCAUUGCCCUGCCAAGGAAGAGCUCCUCCAUUGCCAGAUACCUGCUCCACCAAAAUAUAAGACCCCUUUCAAAUGGCCUCAGAGUCGAGACUAUGCUUGGUACGACAAUAUUCCCCAUAGAGCGCUCAGCAUUGAGAAGGCUGUUCAGAAUUGGAUUCAAGUCGAGGGUGAUCGUUUCAGAUUCCCUGGAGGAGGCACCAUGUUCCCCCGUGGAGCUGAUGCUUAUAUUGAUGACAUUAACGAACUCAUUCCUCUCACAAGUGGAAGUAUCAGAACUGCCAUAGAUACUGGCUGUGGUGUAGCAAGUUGGGGUGCUUACCUGUUGAGGAGGGACAUCCUGGCAAUGUCUUUUGCACCAAGGGACACGCAUGAAGCACAGGUCCAGUUUGCAUUGGAGCGGGGAGUUCCAGCUAUGAUUGGCAUCAUGGCUUCUCAGAGGCUUCCAUACCCAGCUAGGGCUUUUGAUAUGGCUCACUGUUCCCGUUGCUUGAUACCUUGGAAUAAAUUUGAUGGUAUGUAUCUAAUUGAAGUGGACAGAGUUCUAAGGCCUGGUGGUUACUGGAUUCUUUCUGGCCCUCCUAUCCGCUGGAAGAGAUACUGGAGAGGAUGGGAAAGAACCCAAGAAGAUUUGAAACAAGAGCAAGAUGCAAUUGAGGGUGUUGCUAAGAGCCUUUGCUGGAAGAAAGUGAUUGAAAAGAAUGAUCUUGCAAUAUGGCAAAAGCCCAUCAACCACAUUGAAUGCAACAAGAGAAAGAAGGUUUAUAAAACACCACAUAUAUGCAAAUCGGACAAUCCAGACGCUGCUUGGUACAGAAAUAUGGAAACUUGCAUAACCCCACUACCAGAGGCAAGCAGCUCAGAUGAAGUUGCUGGUGGAGCUUUGGAGAAGUGGCCCCAGCGCGCUUUUGCCAUCCCUCCUAGAAUUAGCACUGGCUCAAUUCCAGGCAUUAGUGCUGAAAAUUUCCGAGAAGACAAUGAACUAUGGAAGGACAGGGUGACACAUUACAAGCGGAACCUACCCCUAGCACAGGGACGAUACAGGAAUAUAAUGGACAUGAAUGCCUACCUUGGUGGAUUUGCUGCGGCCUUGGUAAAGUAUCCUGUGUGGGUUAUGAAUGUGGUUCCUGCCAACUCGAACCAGGACACUCUAGGUGUAAUUUACGAACGAGGUUUCAUUGGGACAUACCAAGAUUGGUGUGAGGCAUUCUCAACAUAUCCAAGAACCUAUGAUCUCAUACAUGCAGGUGGUGUGUUCAGCAUAUAUCAGGACAGGUGUGACAUCUCCUACAUUCUGCUAGAAAUGGAUAGAAUUUUGAGGCCAGAAGGGACAGUUAUAUUUAGAGAUACAGUAGAGGUCCUUGUGAAGAUUAAGGCUAUAACAGAUGGGAUGAGAUGGAAGAGCCAGAUUAUGGACCAUGAAAGUGGACCCUUCAAUCCCGAGAAAAUUCUCGUUGCUGUCAAAAAUUACUGGACCGGUGAAGCUACACAAAAGAAAAACUAGUACAGAGCAUAGUGUAUUUUCCUUCUUUUUUUUUUUUCCCUGCAGCUCCUGUCUCUCUCUGGCUUGCAGCUUUGGGAGUUCUAUUCUUCUUUGGGAAUUAUUAUGUUUUCUUAUUUUUGCAAAAUACUUUUCCUAUUAAUAGGGAAGAAAGGUUAGUUUUUUCUUA